This is a messenger RNA of Tauraco erythrolophus (red-crested turaco), 1514 nucleotides long. NCBI's taxonomy places the organism in Eukaryota, Metazoa, Chordata, Aves, Musophagiformes, Musophagidae. The record is from RefSeq and is a predicted model, not a curated record.
GAGGAACUGCCGGGGGAACCCCAACUGCCUGGUGGGCAUCGGGGAGCACGUCUGGCUGGGCGAGAUCGACGAGAACAGCUUCCACAACAUCGACGACCCCAACUGCGAGCGCCGCAAGAAGAACGCGUUCGUGGGCUUAACGAACCUCGGCGCCACGUGCUACGUGAACACUUUCUUGCAGAUGUGGUUUCUUAACUUGGAGCUCCGGCAAGCCCUCUACUUGUGUCCCAGCACCUGCAGCGACCACACAACCCGAGAGGGCGACCCCAAAGACAAAGACUAUGAGCCUCAGACCAUCUGCGAGCACCUGCAGUACUUGUUCGCCUUGCUGCAGAACAGCAAGAGGCGAUACAUCGAUCCCUCCGGAUUCGUCAAAGCGCUGGGCCUGGACACCGGGCAGCAGCAGGACGCCCAGGAGUUUUCCAAGCUGUUCAUGUCGCUGCUGGAAGAUACUUUAUCCAAACAAAAAAACCCGGAUGUUCGAAACAUAGUGCAAAAGCAGUUCUGCGGAGAGUACGCCUACGUCACGGUCUGUAACCAGUGUGGCAGAGAGUCCAAACUCGUGUCUAAAUUUUACGAGCUGGAGUUAAACAUCCAAGGGCACAAGCAGCUGACAGACUGCAUAACGGAAUUUCUUAAGGAAGAAAAAUUGGAAGGAGAUAAUCGUUAUUUUUGCGAGACUUGUCAGAGCAAGCAGAACGCCACGAGGAAGAUCAGGCUGCUGAGUCUGCCCUGCACCCUCAACCUGCAGCUGAUGCGUUUCGUCUUCGACAGGCAAACGGGCCAUAAGAAAAAGCUCAACACCUACAUCGGCUUCUCCGAGCUGCUUGACAUGGAGCCUUUCAUGGAACAAAAAAACGGCGUCUACGUGUACGAACUCAGCGCUGUCCUCAUCCACCGCGGCGUGAGCGCCUACUCCGGGCACUACAUCGCCCACGUGAAGGACCCGCAGACGGGCGAGUGGUACAAGUUCAACGACGAAGACAUAGAAAAGAUGGAGGGGAAGAAACUGCAGCUGGGGAUUGAGGAAGAUCUAGCGGAACCUUCGAAAUCCCAAACUCGUAAACCCAAGUGCGGGAAAGGGACUCACUGCUCGCGCAACGCUUACAUGCUGGUGUACAGGCUGCAAACCCGGGAGAAGUCUCUGACUGUUGAAGUACCAGCUUUUCUGCAGGAGCUGGUCGAGCGCGAUAACUGCAAGUUCGAGGAGUGGUGCAACGAGAUGGCCGAGAUGCGCAAGCAGAGCGUGGCCAGGGGCAAGAUCAAACACGAGGAGGUGAAGGAGCUCUACAAAAGGCUGCCCGCCGAAGCUGGUUCCCCCUACGACUUCAUCUCUCUGGAAUGGCUGCAGAAAUGGCUGGAUGAGUCCACUCCUCCGAAACCCAUCGAUAACACAGCCUGCCUCUGCUCGCACGGCAAGCUCCAUCCGGAUAAGAUCUCCAUGAUGAAGAGGAUAUCGGAGUACGUGGCCGACUUCUUCUACCGGCGCUACGGCGGAGGGCCGCGGCUGAACG